AAUUUGAUGUGGGGGGAAAAAUAAGGGAGGUCAAAAAUGAGAGGGCGCUGAAGGAACCCAAGGAACUGAAUUUUAUCUUUGGUGUGAACAUUGAGCAGCGCGAAUUGGAUGGCAUGUUCAUUUACAACUGCAGCCGACUGAUAAAGAUGUACGAGAAGGUGGGCCCGCAGCUGGAGGGUGGCAUGGCAUGUGGUGGAGUGGUAGGCGUGGUGGAUGUGCCCUAUUUGGUUCUGGAGCCAACCCAUAAUAAACAAGACUUCGCUGACGCCAAAGAGUAUCGACACUUGCUGAAGGCCAUGGGAGACCAUUUGGCUCAAUAUUGGAAGGAUGUUGCUAUAGCCCAGAGAGGCAUCAUCAAGUUCUGGGAUGAAUUUGGUUAUUUGUCAGCAAACUGGAACCAGCCUCCAUCUAGCGAACUGCGCUACAAACGCCGGAGAGCCAUGGAGAUCCCUACCACAAUUCAGUGCGAUGUAUGUCUGAAAUGGCGGACUCUCCCAUUCCAGCUGAGUUCAGUGGAGAAGAAUUACCCUGAUAGCUGGGUAUGCUCUAUGAACCCCGAUCCUGAACAAGACAGAUGUGAAGCUGCAGAGCAGAAGCAGAAAGUACCACUGGGAACUCUGAAGAAAGACUUGAAAUCACAGGAGGAAAAGCAGAAACAACUGACAGAGAAAAUCCGCCAGCAGCAGGAAAAGCUGGAAGCUCUGCAGAAAACUACUCCAAUUCGAUCUCAAGCUGACAUAAAGAAACUGCCUCUGGAAGCAACCACACGGCCUGCAGGGGAGAACACCCAGUCACAGACCCGACCUCAGCGCCCGCGAUCUCCUCCUUUACCUGAUGUAAUCAAAAAUGCUCCCAGCAGACCACCACCUUCGCCUCUUCCCAAGUCCAUCAGUCAGCCAAAAAAGAGCUCGUCAACUUGGCCACAUGUCAGCACUCCCAAACUGGCAAGCAUGCUCUCCAAGGAGGAGGCCAGCACUUCCAGGACACACCAGCACACUGUGACAGCUGGAAAGUCUAACAGCACUUUAAAAACUCUUGCCAAACCAGGUACCGCAAUGAAAACACCCUCUGCUGCCCUGCCGAACCCCAAAAGCUCACACGAGACACCCAGUACAAAAGCUGCCAAGGUGCCAGCACUAAAGAAAUCUGCCGUUGUCAAAUGCACACAGGCCUCCACCAGUCGGAAGAGGACCUUGAAUACCACAGAGGAUGGGUCUGAGGAGGAGGGGGAGCACAAGAAGGAGAAGACAAAACGGGGCAAAUUUGUGUCAGUGAAAGAAGAGAAAAAGGAUUCCAGUGAGGUGGUGGUAGAGCUCACCGACAGUGCUGGGGAAGAAGAGCUGUCAGAAAUGAAGAAAGCUCAGAAAGAUAAAGGGCUGCAUGUGGAAGUGCGUGUGAACAAGGAGUGGUUCACAGGCCGUGUCACAGCUGUGGAAAUGGGCAAGCAUGCAGUACGCUGGAAGGUGAAGUUUGAUUAUGUUCCUACAGACACCACACCAAGGGAUCGCUGGGUAGAGAAGGGCAGUGAGGAUGUGAGGUUGAUGAAGCCUCCAUCUCCUGAGUACCAGGCUCCAGAUACGCAGCAGGAAGAGGAGGUUGUUGUGGCUGAACCUUCUACCUCAGACUGUGUCAGAAUUGAGCCAGACACCACUGGUCCCAGCAGCAGCCAAGAAACAGUAGACUUACUAGUCCAGAUCCUUCGAAAUUGUUUGCGGUACUUCUUACCUCCAAAUUUUCCUAUCUCCAAGAAUGAGCUGAGUUCCAUGAGCUCAGAAGGGUUGUUGGCAUUUCCUUUGAAAGAAUAUUUCAAACAGUAUGAAGUAGGUCUGCAGAACCUGUGCAAAUCGUAUCAGACACGUGCCGACACCCGGGCCAAAGCCUGUGAAGAAAACCUCCGCAACUCAGAGAGAAGGCUGAGGGAAACAGAGGAGAAACUCCAGAAGCUGAGGACUAACAUCGUGGCGCUUCUGCAGAAAGUGCAGGAGGACAUUGAUAUUAAUACAGAUGAUGAACUGGAUGCGUAUAUCGAGGACUUGAUCACAAAAGGAGAUUGAGCAGCCGCAGUACAAGUCCUAGAGGAGUGCAGAGGAGCUGGUUGCUGGGAUGGGAGAUGUGGAUUCCUGCAGUAGAGGACUAUGGCAGCUGAUGAGGAGAGAGGUUUUUUAGACAGUAUUUAUGUUGUGUUGGUGUACAGCUUGUGAGUUCACAUGAAAAAGACAUUUGUGCUGUUGGCAGGAAAAUUUUUAACAUUGUAGUUCUCUGAAUCUCUUCCUUUUGUUUAUAAAUAUUUAUUUUUAAAAGAA
This is a messenger RNA of Pterocles gutturalis (yellow-throated sandgrouse), 2303 nucleotides long. It is a transcript of the gene MORC2, whose product is annotated as MORC family CW-type zinc finger 2. The annotation marks the transcript as partial. NCBI's taxonomy places the organism in Eukaryota, Metazoa, Chordata, Aves, Pterocliformes, Pteroclidae. Gene Ontology annotation, molecular function: zinc ion binding. The transcript has 15 exons. The record is from RefSeq and is a predicted model, not a curated record. Gene Ontology annotation, cellular component: nucleus.